Talaromyces stipitatus ATCC 10500 is the source of this 795-nucleotide messenger RNA. RefSeq names its product DUF775 domain protein. Gene Ontology annotation, cellular component: cytosol; nucleus. Gene Ontology annotation, biological process: protein import into nucleus. Lineage: Eukaryota; Fungi; Ascomycota; Eurotiomycetes; Eurotiales; Trichocomaceae. The transcript is spliced from 2 exons. The record is from RefSeq and is a predicted model, not a curated record. The coding region runs from base 1 to 795 and encodes 264 amino acids. Gene Ontology annotation, molecular function: nuclear import signal receptor activity.
AUGCUGCGCAAAGUAGCGGAGGCUGUUAAGAGUAUGCCUCGUCAGAAGGGCAUUGCAGCUCGAGAUCCAAUUGCAAGCCUCGUCAAUCUCGACAAGGAGGGAAUAAAAACUGCAGAAAUGUUCUCAGUCGUCAUACCAGGUAGACCAUGCCUGACAGACAUCACCGCCGUAGACGCACAACCAGGCGUCCAACCCACAAAGUUUGCAUUCAUAUUCCCCGCCGCACCGAAAUUCAACCAUAUCGUCAUCUUCUUCCUCCCUGGCACCGUACUACCACCGGACACUGCAGCGGCGAUUUACCUUCAGACACCGACAUCAAAACAGACGCCCAAUGGGUCCGAGUUCCGAUUUUUGGGCGCAAUUGGGAAUGAGAAGCCAUCCGCUAUAUUUAAAGUUGGAUCUGGGACACAACAGACACAGACAGGAAUAGAUGAUGAGAUGGUAGAUGAUGGCAACGAUAUAAUAAACGGUCAGGUCACACUAGGAAUAUCGAUAGAACCCGCACAGAAUGUGGCGGCACAAAUGGCAGCAUUAAAUGCGUCGCGAGGGACACAGCAACCGUCCACAGAUCUCGUCCGGCUGCCUCCACAACAAAAGCAAAUAACGACAAAGAUAUUAGCGCAAAGGGUUAUUGGCAAUGCAUUUAACUUUUUGGCCAGCUUUGCAGAAUCGGACCCCAAUAGAAAAGGAGAAGAUGUUGUUCCUUUGAAGAGCUUUCGGGACUGGUGGACGAAAUUUGAGCGUCGGAUUGAUAUGGACCCCUCUUUCUUAGAGCGUGAAGAUCCGAAUCAAUAA